Messenger RNA from Pseudomassariella vexata, 1265 nucleotides. RefSeq lists its product as uncharacterized. Gene Ontology annotation, molecular function: zinc ion binding; nucleic acid binding. The transcript is spliced from 2 exons. NCBI's taxonomy places the organism in Eukaryota, Fungi, Ascomycota, Sordariomycetes, Amphisphaeriales, Pseudomassariaceae. The record is from RefSeq and is a predicted model, not a curated record. Bases 148 to 1008 code for a protein of 286 amino acids.
AGCAACCGUGAAAUGAAAGUUUGCUUGGGCUGUCGCUAAUAUUACGCUGCCAUUUUCUACACACGGCUUUUGAGUAAUUUCACUAGCCCGUCCUACUGGCUUUUCGUCAUCUCCGUAUCGCAUACACCAGAUUUGACUGCCGAUAAGAUGGCGUCGCAAACCCCGAAAAGCAUGUCUUCGCGACUGCUAACUAUGAAAUUCAUGCAACGCGCAGCGGUAUCACCGUCACCCGCUUCGUCACCAUCUACUCCAAAGAGCGAAGAAAAAUCAUCGAAGCGGCGCAAAAUUUCACAUGGGACGCCGUCUACGGCCACCGUUGCCGAACCCCAGAUUGAUCGAGUGGCCAUCCAAGCAGCCAUUGAUGAGGGGGAGAGAAAACGCGAGGCUGCCAUUGUCAAACAAGCUGCAGAGCUCGGAGAUGCUAGAUGGGUGCUAGAUGUCCAGAACCCUGCAACACGUCGAGUUGAGACACCGCUUAAUGUGGUGCAAGUGGGAUUUUCUCAGAUUGAUUCUUCCAAGGCUGCAGAGGACGAGGAUUCAACCGAUGAUUCAGAUCACCACGUACAGCACUUUCGUCGAUACAACAUGGAGAAGAAGAAGCCCCUCCCUGAUGCGCCAGGAUAUGUCGACGAGUCUGCCUCGGACGCUGAGUCUUCAGAUGAGAGCCACUCCCCUGGACGGAACUCCCGGCGGCAAUCAUACAACGACAGUCCUCGCAUGUCUUCUGGCAAUGAGGGAAACAACACGCCUAGGAAUGCUAGAGCGAGGAGAACCGCCGAGAAGGUCAAGGCAAAAGACUUAGCCGAGAAGAGACGGAAGAAGGAAGUGAAAUUGAACAAGCCGGCUGCUGGAGGCCUGACGUCACUAUCCUCUGGAGGCAAUCGCUUGCAGUCAUUAUCCUCAGGUGGCGCAAUGGCGCAGCGGCCUGCUUUCCAAGGGAACUGCCAUGCCUGUGGAAAGUCUGGCCAUAUGGCAAGCAGUUGCCCGGGCAAGACUGCUCUCAAGUAACAGAAAAUCCAAGCUACUAACUCAACAGUCCCGUCUUAGGGUGGAUUAUCUGAGUUAUGAUGCGACGACACUUUUAGCGCCAAGUUCUCAAAUCCACAUCCGGCAUCAGCCUACGUCGGGGUUGCUAUUCAGGUAAUGGGCAACUCCUUAUAUAUUGUCAGCUGCAUUGGUUCGAUUGAAAUGACGGUCUUGACUGAAAAGCGAACUCUACAUAAUCCAGGCCCAACAGGUUCACGUACUGGUUCCAAAGUGGCUGC